Molecule: messenger RNA, 2130 nt
Organism: Fusarium redolens
Lineage: Eukaryota; Fungi; Ascomycota; Sordariomycetes; Hypocreales; Nectriaceae
Product: heterokaryon incompatibility protein-domain-containing protein
Exons: 2
Coding region: 1-2130 (709 amino acids)
Molecular function (GO): protein binding
Source: RefSeq, a predicted model, not a curated record
AUGUCUUUAUAUGAGUAUUCUAAGCUAGUCGACGACGACAUUCGACUUCUCACAUUGCUGCCUGGCCAACCUGAGUCUGACCUCAAAGUCAUAAUUCAUCAUGCGCCACUCAGAGCCACGAGGGAGAAGUCUCAUCAUCGCAUGCCCUUAGAUGACCUGCAGAAAGGCUUGCCAUUCAGUUGGGUAGCGGAAGAAACCGCUGACGAUCGAUGCCUCUUAUGGAACGAAAAGUUGCAAACCUCUUCGUGGGCUCACCCUGAUGGCAGUGUUACUCGAUCCCUGCACGGCUCUCAUGCAGACGAUGUAACAUCUUCCCCGCUAUAUGAAGCUCUAUCAUACACUUGGGGCAGUGCGGAUAAGCCCCAAACUGUCCAGGUUCUAUCCCAAGGUGACCUAUGUGAAAUCAGGACUCUCUGUAUUAGGGGAAAUCUUGCCAGCGCCCUCAAUCAUCUACGAUAUCCUGGUAAGGCCCGGACACUGUGGGCUGACGCAAUUUGCAUAAACCAAAACGACAUUCCUGAAAAGAAUAUUCAGGUUCCUCGUAUGGCCGAUAUCUUCCGCUCGGCAGUCCGUGUCGUGAUCUGGUUGGGGCUAGAAUCGGACAAUAGCACGAUUGCGUUAUCGACGCUAGACUAUUUGGCCGCACAGGUCGAGAUUACCAAGGCAAGCUGGGUUCGACCUUCGCCUGGAUGCGUCCACCAAGACUGGUUUCAUUCGCUCACUGAUAUGCCAUAUGACGAGAGCACUUGGCAGGCUAUUGCAGACUUGGCCAACCGUCCAUAUUUCAGUCGACUAUGGGUUGUGCAAGAGAUCCAUCUCUCCAACCACAAUGCAGUCGUGCAAUGCGGACUAUUUCAGAUGACAUGGCAACGAUUCCGCAGGGCAAUUGUCUGCCUCAUCUGGAAGAGACAUGUCCCUCGCUGUAUUUCUUCAAGCAAGCUCCCAAUGCUUGGCACAUUCUGCUAUAACUUUGAAGGCUUAAACUUCGCCACCUUGCUCCAGAUGGUCACACAUCUAGAGUGCUUCGACCCUCAUGAUAAGGUAUAUGGGCUCCUUGGACUCGCUGCAUCUAGCCUGCUGCCUCACAUUCGGCCUGAGUAUGCUCUGCCCGUGGCAAAGGUCUAUCGAAGUCUGUUUCUAGGCUUGAUGGACCAAUUGAAGCGGCUACAUUUCGAGUUCUGUAGCUUGCGAACAAGUCGGCCUAGACAACUUCCUUCGUGGGUUCCCGAUUUUUCUAGCAACCUGGGCGAGUUGUUAUCCCGAGCGGCGGGGUUGGUAUCUGGGAUGUCUCGUGCCGAGGCAACUUAUCGUGCCCCUGACGUUCUUGAAGUGUGUGGCAUUCAGAUAGCCACGGUGCAAAGCAACAAAGGGACGUGCCCAGCUGACAUAACUAAGCGACUGACAGCACUUCAAACUUGGAAGCCAGAUAACUUGAUGACAGGGAUAUACCCUACAGGGGAGAGCAUUUUGGACGCGUUUAUCACCACUCUCGUCCAGGGUAAACUUAGGGAUCGGUUCCCCGCUAUAAUCACUUGGUCCUCCCUUCAGGAACUUAAAAGUAAACUGAAGGAACUUCUGGCGAGCUCUAUGGAUCUGUCUCACGAUAAUAUCGAUGUUUCCAGUUAUGCCCAUGAACUUCGGUUUCUUUCCAAACAGGCCUUUAUUAUUUGCAAAACAGGGUAUUUUGGUGUUGGUCAUAAGGACACAAAACCUGGUGAUAUUAUAUGUGCCUUUCUUGGUUGCAAAGUAUUAGUUAUUCUUCGUCCGUGGACAGGCGGGUGUGUUCAAGUUGUUGGUAGUUGCUAUCUUCAUGGGUUCACUAGCGUGGAGGCCUUCCUUGGCCCUCUCCCAGCCCCAUGGGUUAUGCAGUAUAAGCCUGACUCCUGCGGAGUCCAAACCCCCUAUUUCUUUAACAAAGACACGAAGGAAGCGGUCCAGCAAGAUCCUAGGUUAGGCGAGCUACCCGUAGGGUGGGAAGCCAUUCAAAAAGAUAGGACAAAGCAUGACCCCCAAUUCUUUUCGUUGUUCCGAAACAACUUGACUGGAGAGAUUAUGAACUCCGAUCCUCGUAUGCUUCCAGAAGCUUUGCGUGAUCGAGGGGUUAGAUUACAGUUAUUUAAAUUAGUCUGA